GUUCAGUCAUAACAGAUUUUCGUUAUAAUACAUGAUUUUGACCUUGUAAUCUUGUUUACCCGCAUUGAAUAACGAUUUUCUAACCUUUCGAUUUCUCCAUUACGCGGACGCGUAACCUUAAUCUACGCUCUACACGGCCAUAACUCGGACUGCCGUAUCAAGCAUCUGAAUUGACCUAACUCGCCUCGGUGACCAUACGUUUCACGAUUAAGCGGCCGAUUAUAUGGUUCAUUAGAUAAGGCAGCGAUAAAGGACCAAGAAACGGCGAUGACCCAAAACGUAUUCAACAAAUGGACACUUUCAACACUAACCGAUGUUGAGGAAGUGAAACAAAUCGUUCGGAUGUUACCAAUUUGGGCAACAUGCAUCCUCUUUUGGACCGUCCAUGCACAAUUGACGACAUUAUCAGUCGCACAAUCGGAGACAAUGGACCGUCACAUUGGGAGCUUUGAGAUCCCUCCAGCCUCCAUGGCCGUCUUUUAUGUUGGUGGUCUCCUCCUAACGACUGCCCUUUACGACCGCGUCGCUAUUCGCCUAUGCAAAAAGCUAUUCAACUACCCCCAAGGUCUAAGACCACUUCAACGUAUUGGUUUAGGUCUCUUAUUCGCAGCCAUGGGUAUGGCUGUAGCUGCUUUGGUAGAGAUCAAACGUCUUAGAACCGCACAUUCACACGGUCCAACAGUCAAAACGCUUCCUCUAGGGUUUUAUCUACUCAUCCCACAAUACCUUAUCGUUGGUAUCGGCGAGGCGCUGAUAUACACAGGACAGUUGGAUUUUUUUUUGAGAGAGUGUCCUAAAGGUAUGAAAACGAUGAGCACGGGGCUAUUGUUGAGCACACUGGCGUUAGGGUUUUUCUUCAGCUCUGUUCUCGUGACAAUCGUUGAGAAAUUCACCGAUAAAUCUCAUCCAUGGAUCGCUGAUGAACUGAACAAGGGCCGUCUAUACAAUUUCUAUUGGCUCGUGACCGUAAUUGUUACUUUGAACUUCCUUAUUUUCCUCGUUUUCUCCAAGUGGUACGUUUACAAGGACAAAAGACUAGCUGAGCUUGGGAUUGAGUUGGAAGAUGAGCCAGAUAUUCCCAUGGGUCAUGCAUGAUCAUGAUGAUGAUUAUGAAUAUUUUGUUAUUGUCUAUAUGUAUAAAUUUGAUUUCGAGUUUUGUGGUAUAUUUUAUGAUGAUUAUUUUCAGUUACCUCUUGGUCCGUGUCGACAAAUAUUAAUGGCCCGACUGAUAAGGGAUAAAGAUUCCAAUCUAGGUCUGUUAAAAGCAUAAAUUGUAAAAUUUCUUAGGUCUUUUUU
Messenger RNA from Raphanus sativus (radish), 1296 nucleotides. RefSeq names its product protein NRT1/ PTR FAMILY 6.3-like. Lineage: Eukaryota; Viridiplantae; Streptophyta; Magnoliopsida; Brassicales; Brassicaceae. The record is from RefSeq and is a predicted model, not a curated record. Gene Ontology annotation, cellular component: membrane. Bases 268 to 1095 code for a protein of 275 amino acids. Gene Ontology annotation, biological process: transmembrane transport; response to nitrate. The transcript is spliced from 2 exons. Gene Ontology annotation, molecular function: nitrate transmembrane transporter activity.